Molecule: messenger RNA, 2556 nt
Organism: Esox lucius (northern pike)
Lineage: Eukaryota; Metazoa; Chordata; Actinopteri; Esociformes; Esocidae
Product: two pore calcium channel protein 2-like
Exons: 26
Coding region: 125-2392 (755 amino acids)
Biological process (GO): monoatomic ion transport; transmembrane transport
Cellular component (GO): lysosomal membrane
Molecular function (GO): monoatomic ion channel activity; voltage-gated channel activity
Source: RefSeq, a predicted model, not a curated record
GUGCGUUACGCCCAAGUCAAAUGAAGUGUGUGGCACAGUCGGUGUUUAUUUAUUCCAACAGACUCUCAAGAUAUGAACCGAAACUGAGCUACCUGUUAACGUGUCGAGCUACAAAGUUGUACUGAUGAUGGAGCGCUGCCUCCUGCUAACUGGUGUUGCAGAGUCUGGAUCAAUUCAUUUCCAAGCGCCAGAGGAAAUACAUUUCCAUUCGGAGGAAGAGCUGUUCAUUCAGCAGGCAGUGGUACUCAUCGAAGAUGCCAUACAUUAUCGAUCUGUCAACCACCGACUGGACGGAAGAUCAAUUAAACUUUACAGAUGGUAUUACUCCAGAAUCUGUCAGUGGGGCCUCAAUGCGGGGAUAUUUGUCAUCUUGGCCCUAGCGUUUAUCGAAAAACCCUCCUCCCUGUCUGUGACCUCUGACCUGCGUUUCAAACACACCCUCUGGAAUCCGCCCUGUGGCCUGACUGAGGUCAUUGAGAUCAUCUGUUUACUCGUAUUCACUCUUGACCUCGUAGUUAAGAGUUAUCUGAUUGGUCGCGAGGAGUUCUUGAAAUGUAAAUGGCUGGUGGGCUACAUGGUGGUCAUCAUGGUGUCUGUCAUUGACUGGACGAUGUCUCUGAGUAUGACCUGUGAUGAGACUGUGAGAAUCAGAAAACUUCUCAGGCCAUUCUACCUCCUUCAAAACUCAUCGCUGAUGAAAAAGUCCUUGAAAUGCAUCAAAAGAACAUUACCUGGAAUUACCAGUGUGAUUUUACUAGUGAUUCUCCACCUAUGUCUCUUCACCAUAUUUGGCAUGCUGCUGUUUGCAAAGAGAGAGAACCUAGAGGAAGAUAUGGAACGGGAAUUAUAUUUCAAAAACCUUUCUCAGUCUCUCACGUCACUUCUGGUUCUCCUCACAACUGCUAACAACCCUGACGUGAUGACCCCAGCUUACACACUACACAGAGGUUUCUCCAUCUUCUUCAUUCUUUUCAGCGGGUUUGGAACUUACUUCCUUAUGAACCUCCUGACGGCCAUCAUAUACAACCAGUUUAGAGGAUACCUAGUGAUGUCAGUGCAGACAUCCAUCCUGAGAAGGUGUAUGGGUAUCAGGGCAGCUUUUGACCUGCUACACUGCCAGAGCCACAGGGACAUCACUUUCUCAGAGGACGAUACCAUUGAGUGUAUUCCAGUUCAGACAGUGCAGAUGGUGAUGAAGAGAGUUCAGAUGAAAGACUACUACAGGGAAGCUAUAAUGAAGAAAGCAUGUCAGUCGUACAGUGGCCGCAUCCCCAGAGAGGCCUUCCAGAGGCUGUUUGAUGAACUGGAUAAGGACAGGAUCAAAAAGCAUCAUCCUUUGCCUGAAUACUCAUCGAAGUUCCUGCAAAUGGUCCAGUACAUCUUUACCAAGCAUUCUGUCACAGUGGUGGGGAAUGUUGUGGCCUUGGCCAAUGUCGUCUGCAUCUGUAUAAUCUUGGUGAUUGAGUGUGAGAAGACUGUCUCUGAACGAGAGGACUAUCUGGAGACAGUCAACUGUUUCUUCAUCCUCUACUAUUUGCUGGAGAUGCUGCUGAAAAUGACUGCGUUUGGCUGGAAAACAUACGUGAGCUAUGGAAGUAAUAUCUUUGAUGGAUCUCUUACAGUUCUUUUGCUGGGCCUACAGAUAUCCAUAUUUUCUACUUACAGGCUACCAUUUUCGUAUUGGAACCCAGUCCACGGUGGCCCCAUUGCAUUAUGGGAGUUGGUGCGACUGGUCAAUAUGCUCAUAGUCUUUCGCUUUCUGAGGAUAAUCCCCAACAUCAAGCUGAUGGCACUCGUUGCCAGUACCCUGGUUGACCUGGUGAAAAACCUCAGGGCCUUCGCUGGUAUAUUAGUGGUGGUUUAUUAUGUGUUUGCUAUACUCGGUGUUUGGCUGUUUAAAGGGGCUAUUACAGCACAUUCUGCCAAUCUGAGCAGUACUGUCAACUCCAGGAUCAAGGCUGUUAACAAAUCUCUGCAAUGUGGUUCGUAUGAGCAACUUGGCUACUGGUCAAACAACUUUGAUGACUUUGCGUCUGCUCUGGUUCUCCUCUACAACAUCAUGAUGAUGAAUAAUUGGAAUGUCUUUCUGGAUGCGUACUCCAGAUACACCACUGAGUGGUCCAAAAUCUACUUCAUAGCCUGGUGGCUGACCUCCUCUGUCAUGUGGGUCAACCUGUUUGUUGCACUCAUCCUGGAGAACUUCAUCUACAAGUGGGACAGAAACCAAGGCUGCUCCAACGGUGAUAUGGAGAGGACAAACUUGGAGACUACUGUCCAGCUCAUGUUCAGAGGGCAGAUAGAGGAACCUACUGAGGAGGAAGUUGUCACCAAACUACAUGCCCACCAUCACCUUCAACACCUAACUAUGUCUGUGUCAGUGGAUCAAACAUAGAUGCAAUACCAUCUUAUAUUGCUUUGGAAAUGUUUUUGUGAGGAUGUUUUGCAAUUUACAAGUUACAGCUUUAUUUGAGCUUGUUUGAAUUUUCUUGUGAAUUAUUUUAUGAGGUAGCGCAUAAGAAUGUUUUGUUGCUCUAUAUUUUAUUUUGCUGACUUUUA